Messenger RNA from Pediculus humanus corporis (human body louse), 219 nucleotides. RefSeq lists its product as uncharacterized. The record is from RefSeq and is a predicted model, not a curated record. The transcript has a single exon. The coding region runs from base 1 to 219 and encodes 72 amino acids. Lineage: Eukaryota; Metazoa; Arthropoda; Insecta; Psocodea; Pediculidae.
AUGGGUCAUAAACAAUAUUUAAAAGUUGGUCAAAGUGCCAAAAAUAGACUUUUCGGUGUUGCCGCACCAUCGUCGAAAAAACAAAGAAAAAUGGACGAUGGAGGGACUCCAAUAAAUAUGCUCAUAUCGGAGCAAAGUAAAAUUAGUACAGGUAAGACUAACGAAUUUUUCAGAAUAACGAAAAUUCAGGUUUACGCGGGAAAUAAUUACAUAGAGUAA